CUCAGGUGGAGUCAGAGCCGCGCAUGCGCAGUAGGACGGAGUCAGAGUCAGAGCCGCGCAUGCGCAGUAGGACGCGCAGCGGCAACAUGGCGGAGCCCGCACCGAAACACGCGCUGGAGAUGGUGCGCUCGGACGGAGCAGACGAGGGCUGUGUGACCUUUGUGCUUCAUGAAGAGGAUCACACGCUGGGGAACUCUCUCCGGUACAUGAUCAUGAAGAGUCAGGACGUGGAGUUCUGUGGCUACAGCAUCACACACCCGUCCGAGAGCAAGAUCAACUUCCGCAUUCAGACGCGAGAUGGGAUGGCGGCGUCUGAACCCCUGCGCAGCGGUCUGAAUAACCUGACUGAAGUCUGCAAACACGUGCUGCACACCUUCGAGGUACGGAUGCAAGCGUUCAAGGAUAAAGAGGAACCCAUGUGAUGAAGAUCAGGAUGAAGGCAUGCUCCUGUAGCAUGGAUGUGUGUUAUAUUAUGUUCAUUAACACUUGUAAACGGCUUGUGCUGGUGCACUAAAACCUUACCAAUCUCACAUCGAGGAGAACCAGUUUUGAUUUAGUUUGUCUUUCUGAGAGAAAUGCAUGUAAUAAGAUCACACGAGGAGUUCAUUUUCAGAUGAAGUAAUCACAGAUAUGUUUUGGAUUCAUAUUUUUCACAUUGUUGUCAUAAUAAAUGCUAUAAGAAACA
Molecule: messenger RNA, 685 nt
Organism: Carassius gibelio (silver crucian carp)
Lineage: Eukaryota; Metazoa; Chordata; Actinopteri; Cypriniformes; Cyprinidae
Gene: polr1d
Product: RNA polymerase I and III subunit D
Exons: 5
Coding region: 24-422 (132 amino acids)
Biological process (GO): DNA-templated transcription
Cellular component (GO): RNA polymerase III complex; RNA polymerase I complex
Molecular function (GO): DNA binding; protein dimerization activity; DNA-directed RNA polymerase activity
Source: RefSeq, a predicted model, not a curated record